Molecule: messenger RNA, 810 nt
Organism: Ceutorhynchus assimilis (cabbage seed weevil)
Lineage: Eukaryota; Metazoa; Arthropoda; Insecta; Coleoptera; Curculionidae
Source: the annotation of a GenBank genome assembly
AUGGAAGGAGUUGAGCUACUAGCAGAGGAUCAGCAAAAACUUUUUAACCUUAUGCUAAAAGUCAAUCAACAGCAAACACAGGAGAUAACUGCGAAAAUUGAAGCUACAACUACCAACCUCUCUACAACCAUACAAGAAACAAAGCUAGAAAUUGACUCAAUUAAGAAACGGUGCAGUUUUAUAGAAAAAAAACUACGGAAAAACAAUAUAGUGAUCUUUGGAGCAAAAAGCCAACCGCAACAAACUGCUGGUCUAUUAACAAGUUGUGUCACUCUGUUGAAUAAUCUUCUCGGAACCAACAUUAGUGAACAAGACAUAAAUAACAUAUACAAAAUAGGUAAAGAAGAAAAUCCACCAAUUGUAAUAGAAUUUAUUUCAUACCUGAAAAAGCUUACCGUCUACGAGAAUAAAGAAAACUUGAAAAAGCUUAAAGAACACGGUAUAACUAUUUCCAACGACCUAAGCCCAAGCGAACGAGAAGAACAAAAGCUCUUGCGAAAACAUUUGCAAAUUGCUAGAACACAAAAUCACGAAACAAAAAUCCUAGGAAAUAAACUCAUAAUAGAUAACAUGGAAUACACCCCACAAGAAUUAAAGGAAAUUGAGGCAAAUGCUAGUCACUCUGAAAGUGCCGAGGAAGAAGAAAACGAAGCAAUCAAAAAUACCGAGAAAUCCGAAAAAACCGGAAGGAACAACAAAGACAAGAAACCAGUGGCGCAAAGAAACAACGAACGACAAACGAAACGAAAGAGACUCAUGGUCAAAUAUAGUCCCAAGUACACCAGGAAUACAAAAAAAUCAGAAUCCUAA